Aphanomyces invadans is the source of this 1367-nucleotide messenger RNA. RefSeq lists its product as hypothetical. Bases 402 to 1160 code for a protein of 252 amino acids. NCBI's taxonomy places the organism in Eukaryota, Oomycota, Saprolegniomycetes, Saprolegniales, Verrucalvaceae. The transcript has a single exon. The record is from RefSeq and is a predicted model, not a curated record.
GCCCCGACCCCCGCAUCAGCCCUCGGGGCCGAAAAGACAGCUCCAACACCGCCGCGAAGCCAUCUUCAUCCCGAUGAGGUGCAUGUCGCUUUGUCAAUGCCCUUUGGCCUCUUGUGCUUCGCCCAUGCUCGUGCGUGCCCGCGCGAUCCGGCGAGCUUCGGGAUUCCAACAUGCCAAUGGGCAAACUGCACCGAACUGUUCCAAUGUGAGUACACGUCACAGCGGACCAAUCAAAACGAACGACGGGCGAGAAUAUUCGGAUAAACUUGGCUUUAUACGGAUUACGAAUGUCUCAACCUGAGGCGCCUGGGACAUGCGAGUUGGCAUCAUGACACUUUCAACAUGGCAGUGUUCAAUUUCAACGGUCUCUGCCAUCGACGCAGCGCGCGAUCUUCUUCAAGAUGACGUCCUCGCCUUCUUCCGCCCUAGCCACGUGUGUGUUCAAGGACUGCUCGCAGCCGGUCCACUCCAGUUGCCCCACCAGGUCCAAGUGCCUCUUCCACCGGAAUAGGUCCCGGUGCGAAGCGCCAGAUUGCUCCAACCAGGCAUACGCUCGCAACCGGUGUGUUCGCCACGGCGCGAAACAAUCGUGUGUCGCGGACGGUUGCACUCAGAAUCGCCGUCUCGGCCUCUACUGUUCCAAGCACGCCGACGCAAACAGCAAGAAGCGCUGUAGUGUCCACGGAUGCGACAAACUCCCCCACGCCAGGGGUCUCUGUGUGCGCCACGGCGGAGGACGGCUGUGCAAAGCACCCGAUUGCGCGUCGCACGCGCGCAUUGGCCUACUAUGCGCGCGUCACUUUCACGGCCUCACGUCGCCAUCCACAUCGCCGCGCUCGACGAGGGCAACGACGUCGGCCACCAGCAGGUGCACAUCUAACAGCACGACAGAUGCAACUUUCUCGCCUUCGUUGCACCUUUCCACACUCACGGACCUCACUGUCACGAUGGGCAUGCCUGACACACUGGACUGGGCGAUCCUGUCCGACCUUGUCUCCGAUUCCAACGUCCACACGACCACCUCCGCCGCCUCCAACCAACUCAACACCCCCAAGUGCUGGGGUGAUGCCGCGCACUCGCAGAAAGACCCACAGCCUCACAACACCACGUACGCCGACGACUUCGAGUUCUGGGAGACUGUUUUACGCGUCGUGCAGUAGGUCUCUCCACGAUUGGGAUUCAAUAUUUAACGAAACUCGAUGAAAUUGUACGGAUACAUGUUAUGCGGAUGCCCUCUGAUGCUUACUAGUAGUAGGCUAUAGUAUGCAGGUAUUAAGGCCCUGGUGUCGGAAGCGUUCAUGUCCAUGCACAUUCAUGUCCAGACUUUUGAUUGGUUAAUUAUCCGGUCAUCCGGACUCUGUUCAUGC